Messenger RNA from Coccomyxa subellipsoidea C-169, 306 nucleotides. RefSeq lists its product as hypothetical. The record is from RefSeq and is a predicted model, not a curated record. The coding region runs from base 1 to 306 and encodes 101 amino acids. NCBI's taxonomy places the organism in Eukaryota, Viridiplantae, Chlorophyta, Trebouxiophyceae, Coccomyxaceae. The transcript has 2 exons.
AUGCAAUCCAGCUGCUGGACUGAUCGCCCAUCUUUCUUCUCGUUUGGCCAGUCAUCUGUGUUUACGCUGACGCAGGAGCUGCGCUGGCACGAGUCGCAGGAGAGCCAGAUGCGUCACAGCAAGGGGUACGGGGGAGGCCCCCCGCAGAAGGGGGCCUACUAUGACGGCCAGCAGGGCGGCUAUGGGGGCCCCAGGAGAUACGGCGGCUCGCCCCCCAUGAAGAUGGGAAUGGCCAAUGAGGGCCGCAGAGGCGGUCCGCCCUAUGACGGCGAUGGCAAGCGCCCCAUGCGCGGAAGCAGAACUUGA